This is a messenger RNA of Lolium rigidum, 1145 nucleotides long. RefSeq names its product 3beta-hydroxysteroid-dehydrogenase/decarboxylase-like. NCBI's taxonomy places the organism in Eukaryota, Viridiplantae, Streptophyta, Magnoliopsida, Poales, Poaceae. Gene Ontology annotation, biological process: steroid biosynthetic process. The record is from RefSeq and is a predicted model, not a curated record. Gene Ontology annotation, molecular function: 3-beta-hydroxy-Delta5-steroid dehydrogenase (NAD+) activity. The transcript has 8 exons. Bases 1 to 1131 code for a protein of 376 amino acids.
AUGGAACCAUCCAGGGACAGCCUGGACGCACGGUGGUGCGCAGUGACCGGCGGACGGGGAUUCAUGGGGAGGCACCUGGUUAUGGCGCUGCUCCGCUCCGGAGGAUGGCGCGUUCGUAUCACCGACAUCGGCGCCGACGCCGCACUGGAACCCGUCGAGAAUGAAGGACUUCUCGGCGCCGCCCUUCGCGACGGCCGUGCCGUGUACGUCUGCGCCGACGUAUGCAAACUAGGCCAACUUACAGAAGGUACUGUUAUCUUGUCAUUCCAUGAUGUCUUGUGCACUGCAGCUUUCGAAGGGGUAGACACUGUUUUCCACACUGCUGCGCCGGAUCCUGCCAACAACAACUUCCCUCUUCAUUACAAGGUCAACGUCGAGGGGACAAAGAAUGUCGUCGAGGCUUGUAACACAUGCAAGGUUAAAAAGCUAAUAUACACUAGCUCGAGUGGGGUUGUAUUCGACGGAGUUCAUGGCCUCUUCAGCGUAGAUGAAUCAACGCCAUAUCCAGAUAAGUUUGCAGAUGCCUACACAGAAACGAAGGCAGAAGCUGAAAAGCUAGUAAUGAACGCCAAUGACACAGAUGAGCUUCUCACUUGUUGUAUACGUCCUGGAGGCAUUUUUGGUCCCGGUGGUAGGCUGGUGCCAAUAUUAGUUUCUUGGAGAGGAUUUAUUGUUAUUAUGGGUGAUGGAAAGAAUUGUGAUGAUUUUGUAUAUGUUGAUAAUGUGGUGCACGGUCAUUUAUGUGCUGAGAAAACACUUUCUACCAGAGAAGGUGCAAGGAGAAGUGGAGGCAAAGCCUACUUUAUAACUAAUAUGGAGCCAAUGAAUUUGUGGGACUUUUUCUAUAUGGUUUUGGAAGACCUUGGAUACAAAAGCCGAUUUAAAUUAAGAAUACCUUUGUAUCUCCUCAUGCCUAUAAUAUUUCUGGUUGAGUGGAGCUACAAGAAAAUAUUAUCUCGCUUUGGAAUGCAUAACCCUAGCGCAGUAACAUCCACAACCAUUAAGUAUGCCACGGUGAAUAGAACAUUCACCUGCAACAACGCUGCUGAACAACUUGGUUACAAACCAAUAGUGUCACUCAAGGAGGGAGUAAAGAUGACUACUGAAUUCUACAAGCAGUUCAUGGCGUGAGAUACACACAUUUA